UCUUGAAUUCAGGGGGUAGAAACUGACAUAGGAGAAGGGCAACAAGGUAACUACUGCCUCUAUGUGUGGAGGCAAAUACUACACACAGAUCUCGACCAAUCAGAGUGCAUACUCGAACCAAUUUGAAUUCCCGCAAUUAUAUGCGAUUAUGGUCAUUAUCGUCAUUAUGGUGGUUCAUUGCACACAAAAUGGUAAGUAUGAAUUUUGAUUUGAUGUGGAUGUGAAACGGAAGCAGACAUUUACGAACGAAGUUACAUCUCUGUGUUAAACAUAUUAUUUGUGUAUAGGAACGGUAUGCUUACUACCACAAAUGAGAUUAGAAAUAUAUAGAAUUCUAUGAAGCCCAAAAUUUUUGAGGUUAUGGUAAACUGUCAUCUAAACGAUAUUUGUUUUAUGAUAUGUUCUGAAACUUUCGGUUUAGCCCAAAGAUUGUCUGUAGAAUGUGAAGGAGUUCUAAGAGUCCAGUUUUACUGUUAUAUUUUUUGUAUUGCUUCUUGGAGUAUAAACAUGAAAACGAAGACAUGCUGCUGCUGCUGGGUGCUUGUCAUCCAGCAGCCAAGGAACCAGAUUCUUCAACUUUCCAAAGAACCCAGCACGGUAUGUCUGUUUUAAUUCAUGGUGUAAUUACUUUAUUAUGUGUUGCUUGAUCCAAUGAAUAAAUUAAGUUUAAUAUAUGUCUGUGUUCAAUUUAUUCAACAUAACCCCAAAAUUUAGAAUGUGUACCAAGUUUGUAAUGUUUACUGAAGAAUUAUCUAGGUUUUGAGUCUAUUUGUUCUACUUUUACAAGGCUGUAGUAUGGGCAGGAAAAGCUGUAAUAUCUUGCACUAUUGAUUCUGCUGGAAGGCUGCACAAUAACUAUUUGUGCAGGAAACAUUUCAUGGACAUUGAUUUCACUCAAGCUGAAAGGGUACACUUGAACAGAGUGGCACUUCCAUGUGACUCAGGUUCUGCUUCACAGUCAUGCCCACAAUCUCCUGUCUCUUCAUUACAUACACCUUCCUUGGAUCCUUUGCCCACAGUUAUAACUCCCACCCCUUACAGCAAGACAGUGGUGUACUCUACUGUAUUACAUAUUCCUAUACAUGCAGACGGUCCUUCCACUUCCUCUCAGAUGUCUUCAGUCCAACCACCACCAACAGCAGCAAACACCUUUGCAGCGAAAGAAACCUCUCUUCCCCUAAGUUCUGUAAAUACAAAUGCUUCUGUUGGAGAACUUGGGCAUAUCAGUUGUCAGAGUUCUUCCUCAAAGCUUAGAGCAAAGCAUUCUCUGCUAAAAGAACUUAAUUUGGCUUCACUUUCAGAAUUGUCACUGAGAGAAAGGAAAUUAUAUGAACAUAUUCAGAAUAAAGAGAGUGCUCUGUAAACUCAAAAAGAAAUAUAAGGGAAAGAACCUGAAAAAUCUCUGUGAUGUGGAUGGUGAUCCACUGAUGCAGAGUCUUUCAUAUUCUUUCACUUUAGAAGCUACCAGAUUUUUGGCACCACUGUUUCAGAACAUUAGACAGAAGCCUAAGGGCAGGAGGUGGAAUUUUGAUGAACAAGUGUUUGCCCUGUCUCUCCCGAAACAUAGCCCUAAAUACUAUCUCAUUCUGCGUUCACUGCUCCCCCUUGCAUCGAGACGAUCCUUGCAGUCCAUCCUGAAUACUGUUCCAUUUAGGACAGGCAUCAAUGCUCAUGUGUUUCAUGCACUCCAACAGUCUCUGCAGAAAAUGUCUGGUAGAAAUCACCACUGUUGUUUUAUGUUUGAUGAAAUGUCCAUCAGGGAGAACUCUCAUUUCAACCAUAAAAUUGAGUGCAUUGAGGGUUUUGAGGAUUGUGGAAGCCAGGGCAGGACAUGCAAUAUUGCAAAUUGUGCUGUAGUUUUUGUGAUCCGUGGCCUACAUGGAAAGUGGAAGUAACCAGUUGCUUACUAUUUUACUCAUGGAAGCACUAAGGCAGAGAUGACUGUGCAAUACUUGAAGGAGGUUCUUGAUGCCUGUCAGAAUGCUGGACUGAAGGUUGUUGCCACUGUGUGUGACAUGGGGGCCAACAAUGUCAAGGCAUUGAAACUGUUGGGUGCUUCCAAAAGGAAACCACUCUUCAGAUUUCAUAAUCAAGAAAUUGCAACAGUAUAUGAUCCUCCCCACCUCCUGAAGUGCACCUGAAACCUAUUCUGAAAGUAUGAUAAGUAGUUGAAGUCUGAGCACCUGGCAACCAACUUCCUGUUAUUGCCAAAUGGGACCACAUAUUGAAACUGUAUGAAGUUGACAAACCCAGACCAUUUCGUCAGUUGUUCAAGCUGACAGACACCCACCCUGUCAUGAAACAAGACCUAGAGGAGUGUAUUCUUGUGACAUCACCUUAUUACUCAAUGCCGUAACUGCAAUUCAACGUAACUAUAACAGAAAAGGUUGAACAAUUAAUUUCACAAUUGGUCCUUUUCAUGUUAACAGCUCUCACUAGAAUGUCGAACUGUAAACUUCCACUCAAUGUAUCUUAUAUAUCCUAGGGUUGGACCUAUAGAAAACAUGUCACUGUAUUGUUGCAGGUUUUGUCUAGCACCAACUGUUUACUCAGCUGUUGCUAGGCAACAAAUGGUUUCUAGCUUGUAAUUGGUGAGCACACGAUCCACUGUUGUUGUAAACCUUACAUAGCAAUGACUGUUUACUCGCUGUUACUAAGCAACGGUACCUGAGCUGUUACUGUAACGUUUCCGGGGUAACAUCGUUACUGCCCGGCAAAUGACAUGCAAGAACUAGUAGAGCAAACACUAUGCAGUCAUGUAUUGUAAGUCAAAGAAUUAAGGGAAAGAUGUCUCAGUUCUUCACACACCUGAACCCCAGUGCACAGAGUGUUAUGAAAGUUAAUAUGGCUGCGCAAGUUAUGAGCCAUAGUGUGGCAGCAGGCCUCAACUCUCUAGUGGCUGCAGGAGGGUGCUGCAGUGAAUACCUGGCAACAGCUGCGUUUGUUGAGGAGGUUGACAACCUCUUUGAUAGUUUCAAUGGUGGAACGUGUGUUGACCCUGGGGAAACAAUGCCUUGCCUGCUCAACAAUAGCAGUCCGAAUAUAGAGCACUGGAAAAGGGUUGAUGACUGAAGCAGCCAGGCAGAGGGUCACAAAGAG
Cryptotermes secundus is the source of this 3099-nucleotide messenger RNA. RefSeq lists its product as uncharacterized. Bases 2749 to 3072 code for a protein of 107 amino acids. NCBI's taxonomy places the organism in Eukaryota, Metazoa, Arthropoda, Insecta, Blattodea, Kalotermitidae. The record is from RefSeq and is a predicted model, not a curated record. The transcript has 3 exons.